Molecule: messenger RNA, 837 nt
Organism: Sycon ciliatum
Lineage: Eukaryota; Metazoa; Porifera; Calcarea; Leucosolenida; Sycettidae
Product: involucrin-like
Exons: 1
Coding region: 1-837 (278 amino acids)
Source: RefSeq, a predicted model, not a curated record
AUGCCAUACAUCGGAGAACAGGGUGUGGAAGAGCGGGGCGCUGAAGAGCCAGAUUCCCAAAAGCUUCACGACCAAGAGCCGGAUGACCAAGAGCAAGACGCCCAAGAUCCGGACACCCAUGGGCAGGACACCCAAGGGCAGGACACCCAAGAGCAGGACACCCAAGAGCAGAACGACCAAGAGCUGGACGACCAAGAGCGGUCCGCUGAAAAAGGGCCGUGUCGGGAUUCUCAAGAGCUACGCGCCCAGGAGCCAGAUGCCCAAGCCAAGGAAACGGCAUGCUGGGAUUGUGAAUUUCAGGAUGCCCGAGAACGGCUCGCCCGAGAAAUGCGCGCCCGACAGCGGAAUGCCCAAGAGCAGCGCGUCAGAGCAUGGUUAGAAUCAGUGCAAGAUACGCAAGCUGGGCGACAGGCAUUCCGGGAAUCUCAGGAGCGGCUGACACAAGCGCAGGCCGAAGGAAUGCAGCUCACCCAAGGGUUGCAUAGACAUGUGCUUGGCCCCCAAGACCGGCAAGCUGGACAAGAGGAGAGGGAUGACCAAGGCGAAAAACAGCCAAGCCAGGUUUCACAGGAGUGUUGGUUCCCUGGAGGGCCUGGCGCUCAGUUGCGGUAUGUCCAAAAGUUGCAAGUGGCAUGUCGAGUCAACGCCGCGAAACAUUAUCUAAAGAUGUUAUGCGCAAAAACUGUAGCCGGAUGCCCCACAGCGGGACCAGGACGCGCCCAACAGCGGGGCCAGGACGCCCAACAGCGGGAGCCGGACGCUCAACGGCGGGAGAAGGAUGCCCUAAAUCCGGACCUGGACCCACUAAAUCGGGAGCAGGCCGCCCAUUUUCGGUAA